Molecule: messenger RNA, 7022 nt
Organism: Salmo salar (Atlantic salmon)
Lineage: Eukaryota; Metazoa; Chordata; Actinopteri; Salmoniformes; Salmonidae
Source: RefSeq, a predicted model, not a curated record
UCUUAGGAUAUCUUUACUUUUACUCAGGUAUGACAAUUAGGUACUUUUUUCACCACUGCAUUCUGGGAGUAAUUUCACUGGUCUUGACUGUACACAUAACAUUGCUAUUGGAAUCCUUGCAGUCUUUUGAUAGCUGAGGAACGCUCAACCCCGCUCUCUUAUAUCGAGGCAGAGUUGCGCAUUGAUAACGGGUCGCUUGAUUUGCUAGCAGCAAUAUUAAGUGACAAUCAAUCAAUACUUUUAUCAACUACAACCACCUACUUUCCUCAUUUGUGUUGCUCAGUGCAAAUGUGAUUGUGCCAAUUGGAUCUCAGUUUAGGUAGUAUUUCAAGGGCACUACGUCUCCAGUUAAGCGACACAAUUGAGGAAAGUUGGUUGUAUUCAAGUUUUUAUUAAAAGUAUGAAUUUCAGUACCCCGCGGAAGGACCGCAGUUAGGUACCAACUUAGGUAUUUUAAGAAUUACAAUUUUACAAGUAUCGACUGAUGGUGACUCGAUGUUUUUGCUAAAAAAUCACACGACCAGUUAUUAAUACUCAACUCUGCCUCGAUAUGAGAACAGAGACUUCCUCAGUUGUCUUUGGACUACCUGUAUUGUCAUGGCUGUUUGUAAAUGGGGGACAUUUUAAGUUGAUUACCUUUCUGCACCCUUUCCAUACAAACAGCACACCCAUCCCUUCAUGGUGUGAGUUCAACCCUUCCUUAUCUGAUCUUCUGCCAGACCAAGGAAGCCAAAUUUAUCACCAGGGAUGUCAUUGACACCUUGAACAGCUGUGAUACAGCAUAUAUAACCCCACCCAUGUCCCAGUCCCCUAUUAUCAGUAGGUAGAUCCAGCUAAGGCCUGUAUUAUUAAAAAGUGAAUGGGUAGGUCAUGGAAUGUGGCAAUUUUGAUGGUGGAGGCCAUAAAAAAAACUGAACUAACCAUGAGGGGUUGCAGUUGCUCAGGGGUCUGCUCCCUCUGUGUAAUUCUACACAUUUUGCCACGGGGUGGAGAGAAGAUUUAGAGAUUUCUGAACUAAUUUCAUGCAACUCUACUACAUUUUGCCAUUGGUCUGAGAGGAAAAUUGGCUGUUUUACAGCUAAUUUCUAGCAAUUCUAAACAUUUUGACAUAGGGUGGAUAGAAGGAUAUCAUUAACGGCAUACAUGAGUGAGACUAACUAACCCCAAGCUGGUAAUUUGAGCAUGAUAACAAGUUUAGAUAGCAGGCCACUAAACUAACUUGGCAAUCUAAAAAUUGACUAUCAAUGACUGACACAGCAAAAGAAACUGCUGAUGCACAACCAAAUUCAGAAAUGUCACCUUGUGUAUUCUACUAUUCUAACUCGCAACAGUAAGAUGAGACCCUGAGUUCCCUAUUUAGCUAUUCUAUAUUUUUUUUAUUUGGAAAUUCAUCCCAGGUCUGCCAGUUGCCCAUCUCCGUCCUAGAUAAAAGCUCAGUGAGAGAAGUUCUGACACAUUCCGCUGAGGGGCACAUGCAUUCCCCUGGCUCUCACUGCUCUACGCCCUGACUACAUAAGGUUAUAAGCACCUUAGUUUGUCUGGGGAGGGGUGUGAGUUGAGAGAAAGGAUAUGUGGCUGAACAGUGGUGUGUUAACUACACUAGUGGGGAGAGGCUGGAGAAGGGGAGAAGUACCGGUAACAUGUGAGGUCAUGUAGAGGCCCCUUUGGAGUAGGGUAGGGCAGAGGACAUUCUACCUCUGGUCAGUGUUAGUCAAUGAUUACAAUCAGUCAUGUCUCAACAUCACCUCCCCUUAUGAUGCAACUGGUCAGUAAACCAAUCAAGAAAAUCCAUAGUUACAAAGUAAACAAAAUUCCAGCAGUUAGCCUGCCCUUUCAACAACCUCGCACACAAUUAAAGUAAUGAUUCAAAUGCUUGAUAUCAAAUCUCAGUAUGAGGGUGAGAAUCAUUUUGCUUUCAGCUGUUUCUGUCUUCAGAUCAAUCUGUUUAGCCUGCCCCUCUACAACCUGUUGUUUCUUAGCAAUAUGAGUCUUAGUGUCAGUAUGACUUAUGAAUUGUGAGUCAAUAGGCUAUGUUGUAUCUUGGUAUCAGUAUGAUGAAUAGUGAGUCAUGUAAUAAGUGCUGCCUGCCUUGUGUGUUGUACUCUGCCCGGUAUUAUAGUCCCCAGGUAAACUCCUGGCCCUGGGUUGGUUCAUGGGAGAGGUCUGAUUAGUACCUUUGUACUGAUUGGCUCCUCUUCACUGAGCUCUCUGAGUCAGUACCGAUGCAGUUUGAACAACUUCUGUCACUCUGUUUGGUGUAGUCUUUCUCUGCGGAUCCCUUUCCUUCAUUAUCCCCUUCAGUUGUUUAUCUUUUCUCUCUCCCCUGUGGAUAGGUAGGACUGUACACUCGCUACUUGGUCGACCACGGUAACUCACCACGAUGCCGUUCCCCUUUGGCAAGUCCCACAAGUCGCCGGCUGACAUCGUCAAGAACCUGAAGGACAGCAUGACGGUGUUGGAGAAACAUGACAUCUCUGACAAGAAGGCUGAGAAGGCCACAGAGGAGGUGUCUAAGAGCCUGGUGGCGAUGAAGGAGAUUCUGUAUGGCACCAAUGAGAAGGAGCCCCAGACAGAGGCGGUGGCCCAGCUGGCCCAGGAGCUCUACAACAGCGGCCUGCUCAGCACCCUCGUAGCUGACCUGCAGCUCAUCGACUUUGAGGGUAAGAAGGAUGUGGCUCAGAUCUUCAACAACAUUCUGAGACGUCAGAUCGGGACGCGGACGCCCACAGUGGAGUACCUCUGCACUCAGCAGAACAUCCUCUUCAUGCUGCUCAAAGGGUACGAGUCUCCAGAGAUCGCUCUGAACUGUGGCAUCAUGCUGAGGGAGUGUAUCAGGCACGAGCCACUGGCCAAGAUCACCCUGGGGGCUGAGCAGUUCUACGACUUCUUCAGAUACGUGGAGAUGUCCACGUUCGACAUCGCUUCAGACGCAUUUGCAACUUUUAAAGACUUGCUAACGAGACACAAGAUUCUGAGUGCAGAGUUCCUGGAGCAGCAUUACGACAGGUUCUUCAGUGAAUAUGAGAAGUUACUCCACUCAGAGAACUACGUGACUAAAAGGCAGUCCCUCAAGUUGCUGGGAGAGCUUCUUCUCGAUCGACACAAUUUCACCAUCAUGACGAAAUACAUCAGCAAGCCAGAGAACCUCAAGCUAAUGAUGAACCUUCUUCGGGACAAAAGCCGCAACAUCCAGUUUGAGGCCUUCCACGUCUUCAAGGUGUUUGUGGCCAACCCCAACAAAACACAGCCCAUCUUGGACAUUCUUCUGAAGAACCAGACCAAACUCAUCGAGUUCCUCUCCAAGUUCCAGAACGACAGGACGGAGGACGAACAGUUCAAUGAUGAAAAGACGUAUUUGGUCAAACAGAUCAAAGAUCUGAAGAGGCCGGCCCCCCAGGAGGCCUGAGGGAGGGGCUAAAGGUGUCCAGACAACAUCUGGAUAACAGACUUGUCAGCAGCUGCUGCUGUUCUAGUUUUUCCACCAUUUGAGGAAACGAAACAAAAAAAUAACGCACCCACAUCAAGUCAUCAGGAAUUCUCCAGCUCAUUCUGCUGUUCAACACAACGGACAUUCAAUUUUUUUUUUCUUCUGAUUUCUUUUUCUCCUUUAAAAAGAAGAGCUGAACAUAAUAGAUGCUGCACAUUAAGACAUGUGGAAGGGUAACAUCAACAACACAACAAAGGUCAUUCAAGCAAAUAGUAACAAUGAAAUCUACAUUUGAGCGCUAUGCAGACUUCUGACACACACACAUAUAAUGCUAUAAUAUCAGCAUAAACCUCGAGAUGGCAAGGUACUAGCAAAGUGAACAUUGGGGUGUUGGUUGCAUGCCUUGUUCAAAUGUGACAGAUCCAUGGCUGUGCUUUGGGCUAAAUGCUGGCUGAGAGAUUACAUUUCCAGUCUUGCCCUGUCUACUUACAGUGCCACAGAUGGCAAAAAGCACGUACCAGCUACAACUCUUAUCUAUGCCUUCAUUGUGUACAGCAGCAACAGUGAUGCAUUUUAAAAUGGGUGCUCAAAUGGCCUCACUAAACCAUGCAGCUAUUGGUGUUGUGAAACAGCACAAAGCAGAUGGUAUGGAUAAAAUGCUAGAUAUUAUUUCGGUACAUGCCUGAAUUGGGUUUCUUUUUUUGUUCUGGGAAAGGGUGAACGUGUACAUAUGCCAUUAGUGUUUUUUUUUGCUUUGUAGAUUUUGUUGAAACAUUGACACAUGGAUAUACAGUACUAGUCAAAAAUUGACACCUACUCAUUCAAUGGUUUUUCUUUUAUUUGUACUAUUUUCUACAUUGUAGAAUAACAGUUAAGACAAAUUAUGAAAUAACAUAUGGAAUCAUGCAGUAACCAAAAAGUGUUUAUUUUAGAUUCUUCAAAGUAGCCGCCCUUUGCCUUGACAGCUUUACACACUCUUGGCAUUGUCUCAACCAGCUUCAUCUGGAUUGCUUUUCCAACGGUCUUGAAGGAGUUCCCACAUGCUGAGCAGUUGUUGGCUGCUUUUCCUUCAUUCUGUGGUCCAACUCUUCCUACCCAUCUCAAUUGGGUUGAGGUUGGGUGAUUGUGGAGGCCAGGUCAUCUGAUGCAGCACUCCAUCACUCUCCUUGGUCAAAUAGUCCUUACACAGCCUGGAGGUGUGUUGGGUCAUUGUCCUGUUGAAAAACAAAUGAUACUCCCACUAAGUGUGAACCAGAUGGGAAGGCAUAUCGCUGCAGAAUGCUGUGGUAGCCAUGCUGAUUAAGUGUGCCUUGAAUUCUAAAUAAAUCACUGACAGUGUCGCCAGCAAAGCACCCCCAACUCAUCACACCACCUCCAUGCUUCACAGUGGGAACCACACGUGGAGAUCAUCCGUUCACCUACUCUGCGUCUCACAAAGACAUGGCGAUUGGAACCAAACAUCUUUAAUAUGUACUCAUCAGACCAAAGGAAAGAUUUCCACCGGUUUAAUGUCCAUUGCUUGUAUUUCUUGGCCCAAGCAAGUCUCUUUCUUAUUGGUGACCUUUAGUGGUUUCUUUGCAGCAAUUCAACCAAGAAGACCAGAUUCAUGCAGUCUCCUCUGAACAGUUGAUGUUGUGUCAGUGUUACUUGAACUCUGACACAUUUAUUUGGGCUGAAAUUUCUGAGGCUGGUAACUCUAAUGAUCUUAGAGGUAACUGGGUCUUCCUUUCCUGUGGUGGUCCUCGUGAGAGCCAGUUUCAUCAUUAGCGCUUGAUGGGUUUUGCUACUGAACUUCAAGAAACGUUCUACUUUUUUAAAUAUUAUUCUCCGUAUUGUCUGACCUAAAUGUCUUUAAAGUAAUGAUGGACUGUCGUUUCUCUCUGCUUAUUUGAGCUGUUCUUGCCAUAAUAUGGACAUGGUCUUUUACCAAAUAGGGUUAGGGUUCUGUAUAUUCUGUAUACCACCCCUACCUUGUCACAACAGAACUGAUUGGCUAAAAUGCAUUAAGAAGGAAAUUCCACAAAAUAUUAUACUUUUUUUUAAAGGAACACCUGUUAAUUGCAGUGCAUUCCAGGUGACUACCUCAUGAAGCUGGUUGAGAGAGUGCAAAGCUGUCAGGGCCAAUGGUGGCUACUUUGAAGAAUCUCAAAUAUAUAAUAUAUUGAUUUGUGCAACACUUUUGGUUACUACAUGACUCCAUGUGUUAUUUCAUAGUUUUGAUGUCUUCACUAUUAUUCUACAAUGUAGAAAAUAAUAGUAAAACUAAAGAACCCCUUGAAUGAGUAGGUGUCAACUUUUGACUUGUACUGUGUGUAUAUAUAUAUAUUUGACUUUGAAACAAGUUUUUUUUGUUAAUUCUAAUCAAGUACAUUUUGAAAACAGUGACGGGUAAAAUCAGACAUUAUGCGUUUCAUUUUACUUCUGAAUUGAAAUGGUUUUUAUUUGUACAUCACUUCAGCCAGGGCCAGCUCUUACAUUGUUAACCAUUAAUAAUAAUUAGUACAGCUGAGGAAUGUCAUGGUAUUAGCCUGGAUCUCUUAAUCCUCAUUGUCCGUCUGUAUUUAAGUAACUCAGUUAAAAUGUGUUGGGUGCCAGGACAGAGGGGUGGAGGGGAGCCCGCCCGGGGGCCAGGACAGAGGGGUGGAGGGGAGGCCGCCCGGGAGGGGAAGAGUUCUAACGGAAACAUGACAUUUGUGCUGAGCAGCCAGGUAAUAGUCAUGUUGCAUGCAUCAACCAAUGGUUGCAUGCUAUGUCAUCAACUGUCAUUGACUGACAGAUUGCUAUAACAUGAUGGAGUUAGCUGAUAUGUAAAAUAUCUAUCCAGGCGUUUAAGAUCUGGCAGGCUUCAGCAACGCUUGGGCAGAGGAACACACCCUUCAUCUCCCAACUGGAAUCUGAUCUGGGUGUUUGUGUGGAUUUCAGGGAAUCGGAACAUUCUCCCCCCCACUCAUCCACUCUGGUUUAUUAUUAUGUUCUAAUUUCACCGCUUUCUGGUGGUGUCGGGGUGUUGCAACAUUCUGAUUUCCCCCCCAUUUCAUUGGGGUUAAAAUUCCAGUACAAUCCCGGAGCAUUGUGUAUUAUUUGGAGAUUGGCUGAGUCAGUGUAAAGUAAACAAUCUGCCAUUUGAAGCACAGUAUUUAUUUGAGGGAUGGAGUUGAUUGGAUGAUAUGAAUAUCUUGCAUAUAUAUCACUCAACAGACAUGUUUAAUUGCAGUGAAGGAUAUGGUCAGAGUGAUGUUGAGCCGAGUGCUUUUGACUGAACGCUCAUCCAUAUAUCCCAAUAGACGACUGAUCAGCCAUUUCAUUGUGCAAACCAACAGAGAACAGUACGCUAAAGACCAGUAUUCCUCAAUGCAUAUUUAAAUUGCAUGUUCCUCUACUGGCUGCAUGGUACUCUACAUACAAUGUUGUGCUGGAAUUUUCUUCCAAAUUUUUUUUUUUACAUUUGAGAAUAGCCAAAUAAUCUCAUGCUUUGUCUGACCUCCUAACCUUUGACUCCAGUCCCAGCACAUUGUGUAUGGGUGCUUUCAGAAGUGUCAAAGGCUCUACAAUCUAAACAACAGAAAUAAAGGAUAAACAUUUGGAAUAAAUUGAA